Phalacrocorax carbo (great cormorant) is the source of this 2788-nucleotide messenger RNA. Lineage: Eukaryota; Metazoa; Chordata; Aves; Suliformes; Phalacrocoracidae. The record is from RefSeq and is a predicted model, not a curated record.
AUGAGGGGUGGCGGCAUCGAGAACCCGGUGUUUGAGCCACCCAGUCCCGACCUCGGCCGGCAGCGCCAAGCAAGCCCCGCCGGGGCAGGUGCCGGCGUCCCGGCGGUGCCUGAGCCUGAGCCUGAGCCUGAGCCUGAGCUUGAGCUUGAGGAGGGGCCCUGCGGGUGGGGCCGCUGCACCCCUAAGGCUCUGCAGCUCUGCAACAACCCCGAGGGCUACCUGGCUGCCUACAGCCUCCUGGCUAUCUUCCAAGGUAUUGUGGUAAAUGGCCUGAUUAACAUUAGUAUUUCAACAAUUGAGAAGCGUUAUGAGUUGAACAGUUCCCUCACUGGCUUAAUCUCUGCAAGCUAUGACAUCGCUUUUUGUAUAUUGUCACUGUUCGUAUCUUUCUUUGGAGAAAGAGGACACAAACCACGAUGGCUUGCUUUCUCAGCCUUUAUGCUAGGAUUGGGCUCACUUGUAUUUUCCUUACCACACUUCAGUAGUGGAAAAUACCACUAUGGAGCUAAACUUGAGGACACGUGUCAAAUUCCAGGAACAAGCCCUACUAACUUCACUUGCAGUGCCAGCACGAAGUCUUCACUUCCCAACUAUCUGUACGUCUUUAUCCUGGGGCAACUGCUGCUAGGAAUUGGAGGAACUCCACUAUAUACUUUGGGGACAGCUUUUAUUGAUGACAGUGUCCCAAAACACAAGUCUUCCCUUUAUAUAGGAAUUGGCUAUGGCAUGUCACUGCUGGGUCCUGCUAUUGGCUAUGUCUUAGGAGGGCAGCUACUUAAUAUUUAUAUUGAUAUCCAGAUCCCAGAAAGUACAAAUAUGGAUCCAGAUGACCCACGUUGGCUUGGAGCAUGGUGGAUAGCAUUUCUUGCAUGCUUUUUUACAAUUUGGCUCCUUAUAAUACCUUUUUCAUGCUUUCCAAAACACCUACCAGGAACAGCAAAGAUACAGGCUGAAAAAAUCUCUGAAACUCAUAAUGAUGGAAGUGAGGCACUUGUUGAGACUAAGAAUAUUGGAAAAAGUUUUAAAGACUUUCCCAUGGCUCUCCUGAUACUGUUGAAGAAUCCAGUGCUUAUGAGUCUAAUAAUAGCUAGUUCUUCAGAAGCUUUAGUUGCCACUGGCUUUGCCACAUUUCUACCAAAGUUUAUAGAAAAUCAGUUUGGAAGGACAUCAAGCUUUUCAGCAACUCUUGGAGGGCUUGUAUUAAUUCCAGCAGCAGCACUAGGCCAAAUCAUAAGCGGCAUCUUGGUUUCCAAGUGCAAAAUGGAUUGCAAAAGCAUAAUCAAGUUCAUGACAGGCACUUGUACAGUGGCCCUACUGUUAAACACAGUGUUUUUAUUUGCUAAAUGUGGGAACGAACCUUUUGCAGGUGUCUCUGAAACAUAUAAUGGAACCGGCACGCUAUAUAACUUAACAGCACCAUGCAAUGCUAACUGCAGGUGUUUGCGCUCUAUGUACUACCCUGUUUGUGGCAGAGAUGAAGUCCAGUACUUUUCUCCCUGUUUCGCAGGAUGUGCAUCUCAUCUUUUUAACAACAUGGAAAAGAAGUACUACAACUGUUCCUGUAUUGGGAGUCCAAAAAUAGAAAAUGGUUCGGAAGACUUCCUCUAUGAAGCUGUCCCUGGGAAAUGUCCAACACAGUGCAAAUUUUUACCUCUGUUCCUGACCUUCUUCUUUUUUGCUGUUGUUUUUACAUUUAUGGCUGUUACUCCAACAACUGUGGCCAUUCUCAGGUGUGUGCCAGAUAAACAGCGCUCACUUGCUCUUGGAGUACAGUCAGUGUUUCUACGACUGUUGGGUACUAUUCCUGGACCAAUUUUGUUUGGUGUUGCUAUAGACAACAGUUGUACUCUAUGGGAUAUUAAUGAAUGUAAAACGAAAGGAGCCUGUUGGGUUUAUGACAAUGAAAGAAUGGCUUAUCUGCUGAUGGGUAUAAGUGCUGCUUGCAAAAUCAUCACGAUCAUCUUUGUGGUCAUGGCAGUAUGUUUGUAUAAGCCUCCACCAGCAAGUGCAGGCCUGGCACAAAAGGAUUCAGAAAUGGUAUCUUCUGUACACACAUAAAUCAUGAGGAAAUCAGGGCUUUGGAAAGACACCAAUAAGAAUAAGCGCUGCUACACCACUUGUACCGAAGUUCUUGUACACCAUUACCUAAAUAUAAAAGAUCCUAUUCAAUUCUUGAACACCUUAAAAUAUUUGUGAAUGUGUAGUGUUCUCUAACUUGCUAAACAUACUUUUUAGUAUUCCAUUGUGUGUAUCCAAAAAAGUGACACUUAAAUUUACAGUCUCAUUUUGAAUGUCUGAUUUAUAACUUCAAUGAAAAAAGAUGGAAUACUCUGAUUAAAACAAACAAACAAAAAAAACCACAACCAAAAAAACCCAAAACAAAACAGAAAAGUGAGUUAACUCUGGGGUGUCUGUGAGCCCCAUUUCCUCCUGCUUAUAAAAUAAUACCUAAGUGAGACCGUAGUGGGAGAAAACAAGUAACUUGGUAUAUUAAAGGAAACUGUGGAUGUUUAAAAUGGACCUAUUUUAAUGUGCACAUAAUCUGGCCUAGUGCCUUAGUUGGGGAUUUUAACUGUAGAUGCACUUGGGCAUGUGCAAGUAUGGACAAGUUUUAAAAAUAUCUUUACAUGUUGUUGGCAUAAGUAUCCUUUUUAGUAUUUGUAGAAAUGUAAAUAGUUAUAGGAUAGCUGGGUUUCUAACAGUAAAAUGUUUGUUAAUUUAAGUGCAUGGGUUUCUGUCUGGAACAUAUAUGGAAAGUUGCUGUCUAGCUGCUUUCUUAAGGCAUUGU